This is a messenger RNA of Hordeum vulgare subsp. vulgare (domesticated barley), 832 nucleotides long. Its product is annotated as proline-rich receptor-like protein kinase PERK8. Gene Ontology annotation, biological process: protein phosphorylation. Gene Ontology annotation, molecular function: ATP binding; protein kinase activity. Bases 176 to 580 code for a protein of 134 amino acids. Lineage: Eukaryota; Viridiplantae; Streptophyta; Magnoliopsida; Poales; Poaceae. The record is from RefSeq and is a predicted model, not a curated record. The transcript is spliced from 4 exons.
CUCUUUCUCAAUAAAAUGGUUGUUGUUCUAUCGAUGGUAGUAUGUUCAGUUACUAACCUUUGUCGAGAAAAAAAAGUUCAGUUACUGACGAAACCUGAAUGUCGGAUUCAUCGUAAUCCGGGUCGCGGAUUUCGGGUUCGCAAGGCAUGCGGAGAACGACGUGACGCACGUCUCCAUGCGUAUGAUGGGCACAUUCGGGUACUUGGCGCCGGAGUACGCCUCGACGGGGAAGCUGAUGGAGAAAUCGGACGUGUUCUCCUUCGGGGUGGUGCUCCUGGAGCUCAUCACCGGCCGGAAGCCCUUCGACACAUCCCGCCCCCUCGGCAACAAGAGCCUCGUGGAGUGGUCGAGGCCGCUGCUGAACCGCCCGAUCGACGAGCAGGAGUUCGAGGAGCUGGUGGACCCGCGCCUCACCGGUGACUACGACGACGUCGAGAUGUUCUGCAUGAUCGAGGCGGCGGUGGCGUGCAUCCGGCAUUCGGCCGCCAGGAGGCCCAAGAUGGGGCAGGUCGUUAGGAUUCUGGACAGCCUGACCCUGAACGACGUGGACCUGAGCAACGGCGGCAGGAGGGAUCUGUAGCCAGCCUCGCGAGCUUCUGACGAUUUUGUUUUUGUUCAUCUGUUGAUUGUUUUGUUCAUGAUAUUUUACAGUGAAUUUGUACUUGCUGUCUUACUACAUGUCUCUUUCUUUCUUUCUUUCUUUCUUUGGUGUGUACGUUAACAGGGUAUGCCCACAUGGUCAUGUAUUUUUAGUUUUUCUGAACAGAUAUACGUUGUUUUUCUCAUAGGUUCCCUGAAAUAAGAGAGUGUUGUGAAUAGGGCAUUGUGGAAA